Messenger RNA from Trichomycterus rosablanca, 2891 nucleotides. Its product is annotated as gastrula zinc finger protein XlCGF26.1-like. NCBI's taxonomy places the organism in Eukaryota, Metazoa, Chordata, Actinopteri, Siluriformes, Trichomycteridae. The record is from RefSeq and is a predicted model, not a curated record. Gene Ontology annotation, molecular function: protein binding. The coding region runs from base 701 to 2560 and encodes 619 amino acids. The transcript is spliced from 6 exons.
UUUUAUAUUUAUAUUAUGGUUACUGUAAGAAUGUGAGGACUUGAGGAGCUAUAUCUCUGUUCUGCUUUAAACGUAUAAGAUCUGAAGAUGGAGGACGGUAGCACUUUAGAUGGAGGUGCACCAGGCUCUGUGGGACACCCUGUCACCCCUGUGGAGCAACAGAACGGAGGAUUCCAGGAGAAGCUCAGCAGCUGUGGCGCUGUGAAGGAAGAGACGCAGGAGCCGAAGAGCUACGAUCACGGAGACGACCUUCGUACCGGUCUGAAUAUUAUCUGCGUUAAAGAAGAAGAACCCGAAGAAGACGAGAUCCUCUGUAAGACUACAGGACCCGUUAGAAAGCAGUCUGGAGUUGUGAUGAUGACACGCCCUAUGUAGUGCACUACACCUACAGCAGGAAGUGGCUUCAGAUGGAGCUCGUGCCUCUGAUUGGUGCUUGUGUUCUGUCCUUCCAGACUGUGAGGAGUGCAGAUCGUUCUUCUUCAACAAGUGUGAGCUUCAUGGUCCACCUCUCUUCAUCCCUGAUACUCCUGUUCCCACGGGCAGCGGCCAGCGAGCCAGACGAACCCUUCCAGCAGGUCUGGAGCUCGGAGAGUCUGCUGUUCCUGAUGCCGGUCUGGGAGUGUUUAAUACCGGCCAGACGGUACCAGUCGGUGCCCAUUUUGGAGCCUACCAGGGAGAAGUGGUGGAGAAAGAGGAAGCCAUGAACAGCAGCUACUCGUGGGUGAUCUACAGGAGUGGGCAGGGUGAGGGCUACAUAGAUGCCAAGAGAGAGACACACGCCAACUGGAUGAGGUUUGUGAAUUGUGCUCGUAACGAUGAAGAACAGAAUCUGGUGGCGUUUCAGUAUCGAGGGGGAAUUUUCUACCGCUGCUGUCGAGCCAUCAGAGCAGGACAGGAGCUCUUGGUGUGGUACAGUGAGGACUACGCUAAAGAUCUCAGCAGUGUGUUUGAUUUCCUCUGGAACAGAAAGUGCUCCACACACGGAAUGAACGACGCCCUGCUUCCAGGUUUCUCCUGCACAUUAUGUCCACUUAUUUUUGCAUCUAAAAACGGCCUCCACGACCACAUGAUGGGAAGCCACAGUGAGGAAUAUGAGGGAGCGUUAAACCUGGGACUGAUCACAUAUGAGGCUCAGAGCAGCUCGAGUCGUGAUCAAACGUCCUUCAGUUCUUUUAGCAUCAACACGUCUCACAAACAGCUUCAGAAGAAAACGUACCACUGCACAGUCUGUGGAAAGAUGUUUAACCGUGAGGAUAAUCUCCAAACUCACCAGCGCAUUCACACGGGAGAAAAGCCAUAUCAGUGUUUUCAGUGUGGCAAGAGUUUUACCCAACUGAGUACUCUCCAAACACACCAGCGCAUUCACACGGGAGAGAAACUGUACAACUGUCUACAGUGUGGCAAGAGUUUUAGUGAAAAGGGUUCUCUGAAAAACCACCUGCGCAUUCACACUGGAGAGAAACCCUAUCAGUGCUCACAGUGUGGCAAGAGUUUCAGUGAAAGAAGUAAUCUCAAAAGGCACCAGCGCUUUCACACUGGAGAGAAGCCGUACCAGUGUUCAGACUGUGGAAAGAAUUUUACUCAACAGAGCUCUCUUCAGAAACACCAGCUCGUUCACUCCGGAGAGAAACCCUAUCACUGUUCAUACUGUGAGAAGAGUUUUACCUCCAAGGGUGUUCUUCAACAACACCAGCGCAUUCACACUGGAGAGAAGCCGUAUCAGUGUCUACAAUGUGGAAAAAGAUUUACUCAACAGAAUAGUCUUCAACACCACCAGCGCAUUCACACAGGAGAGAAACCCUAUCAAUGUUCACAAUGUGGAAAGCGUUUUACCCAUCAGAGUACUCUCCAAAAACACCAGCGUGUUCACACCGGAGAAAAGCCACAUCACUGCUUACAGUGUGGAAAGAGUUUCACUCAGCGGAGUUCUCUCCAGCAACACCAGUGCAUUCACACUGGAGAGAAACCCUAUCAGUGCUCACAGUGUGGGAAGAGCUUUUCACAACAAGGUUCUCUCCAAAAACACCAGCGCACUCACAGUGAAGAGAAACCAUAUUGCUGCCCACAAUGUGGAAAGAGUUUCCAUCGAGAGAGUCACUACCAAAUGCACCAGCGCAUUCACACAGGAGAGAAACCAUAUCAGUGCUCAAUGUGUGGGAGAAGCUUUAAUCAGCAGAGUCAUCUUCAGCGGCACCAGCGUGUUCACACUGGGGAAAAGCCGUAUCAGUGUUUAGAAUGUGGGCGGGGCUUCACUCAACAGAGCCAUCUCCAACAACACCAGAGCAUUCACACCGGAGAGAAGCCCUAUCAGUGCUUAGAAUGUGGGAGGGGCUUUACUCAACAAAGUAGUCUCCAACAGCACCAGCGCAUUCACACCGGAGAGAAACCCUAUCAAUGUUCACAAUGUGGGAAGAGUUUUACUCAACAGAAUACUCUCCAAAAGCACCAGCGUGUUCACACCGGAGAGAAACCGUAUUCAUGUUUACAGUGUGGAAAGAGCUUCACGUAUUCAGGAAGCUUUAAAAGUCACAAGUGCGCUAAGACGGUCGCUAGCUCAUGACCAGAACACGGGUCAUUUUGUGUUGACCUGUUUUGUGUUAAACUUUUUUUAAGAACUUAAAAUAAUCUGAGUUGGUAAAUAAUAAUAAUAAUAAUAAUAAUAAUAAUAAUAAUAAUAAUAAUAAUAAAAGUGCCACAUUUACACUUUACUGAAGUGAUUAAUGUUCAUUUACAUUUACAUUUACUUCUGUUCUUUUUUAAACCCAAAACAAGAAGAACUAAACACUUACUGAGUCUCUGAGGAAGGUUCGAGUGUAUUUAUAGGAAAAAAUGUUGUCAGAUUUUUUCUGGAGAUCUGGUUGGACACACAUUAAAAUGCACAUUAAAAAAGG